AUGGCAGCUGCGAAAGCAUCGACUUUCUCUCUGACCAAGACCUGGCAUAAGGAUACGUAUGCGGCUAUUGAUCCUCGUGUCCGUCCCGAGUUGAAGCUUUCUGGAAAGACGGUGGUCAUCUCAGGUGGUGGCUCAGGCAUCGGCAAAGGCAUGACACGAGCCUUCGCCGAAGCUGGAGCGUCCAAAAUUGCAAUUCUGGGUCGGCGAGAUGCUGUGCUACAGCAGACGAAAUCAGAGAUUGAAGACGCAGUGCGAGGAGCAACGACCAUCCAGACGAACGCCGUCGACAUCCAAGAUCUACCCGCCGUCAAGCGAGUCGCUGAUGGAAUCGGUCCCUGGGACGUCCUGCUAGCAAAUGCGGGCUACCUCUCCGAACCAAUGCCUCUCGUCGACGCAGAUCCGGAGGAGUGGUGGAAGUCCUUCGAAGUCAACGUCAAAGGCGUGUUCAACCUCGCGCACUCCUUUCUCCCCAGCCGUCGGGAAGGCUCAACUCUCAUCGUUGUGAGUGCGGGAUCCAUCCAAAUCGACGCCAUGGCGAAGAACUACUCGGUGUAUAAUUCUAGCAAGUUUGCGGAAGUCAAGUUAUUGGAGAUUUUGGGGAAGGAAGAGGAGGAUUUGCAUGUUGUGACGAUGCAUCCUGGUGUUGGUAACACCGAAAUGGCCACAAAAUCUAGCCGUGGCAAAACCGGCGGUCCCCCCAUAUCUUUCGGCACCGUCGACCUCCCUUCGCAUUUCGCCGUCUGGCUCUGUAGUCCCGAAGCCAGGUUCCUCAGGGGGAGAUUCGUCUGGUGCAAUUGGGAUGUGGAGGAGUUGCUUGCGAAGAAGACGCAGAUUGAGGGUUCGUUGUUGUUGACGGCGAAUUGUAUUGGGUGGCCUUAUUCUGCUUGA
Messenger RNA from Zasmidium cellare ATCC 36951, 888 nucleotides. RefSeq lists its product as uncharacterized. Gene Ontology annotation, cellular component: cytosol. Gene Ontology annotation, molecular function: oxidoreductase activity. The transcript is spliced from 2 exons. The record is from RefSeq and is a predicted model, not a curated record. NCBI's taxonomy places the organism in Eukaryota, Fungi, Ascomycota, Dothideomycetes, Mycosphaerellales, Mycosphaerellaceae. The coding region runs from base 1 to 888 and encodes 295 amino acids.